Chlamydomonas reinhardtii is the source of this 1404-nucleotide messenger RNA. RefSeq lists its product as uncharacterized. The coding region runs from base 470 to 655 and encodes 61 amino acids. The transcript has 4 exons. NCBI's taxonomy places the organism in Eukaryota, Viridiplantae, Chlorophyta, Chlorophyceae, Chlamydomonadales, Chlamydomonadaceae. The record is from RefSeq and is a predicted model, not a curated record.
GUCGGUCACACCUCGUGCUCUUGCUACUGACUUAGCAAGACCAAUUUACUCCUAGCGUCCACGCACAGCUCCAAAUGUCUUGUCCAUUCUCGCCGAAGCAGCCCGGCUUUGGUCAUUUUCGUGAGCCCACGACAUGCAGCAGCGUCACGAAGAUUAUAGAGAGGAACUCAGGCGCCGUGAUCGUUGUUGGGGGCGCUGCCGCCUGCGUGGCUGCGGGCUGGAAGGUCCGCGGGUAUCUGGCGGACCGGCAACUGUCCCAGCUACAGCAGCGCGCUGACGUGGAGAUACAGGCUGUCAAGCAGCGCGGUGACUUGGAGAUACAGGCUGUCAAGCAGCGCGCGGAUGUGGAGAUACAGGCUGUCAAGCAGCGCGCGGAGCAGGCGAAGGGCCUCUUGGACCUCGUGCUUCACGGGGACUACGACAAGUACCGCGCCACGGUUGCGAAGGACUUCGAAGCCAAGAAGCGGAAAUGAAAGGCCUACUUCGACGUGGACAUCGGCGCCAAGUCGGCCGGCCGCCUCGUGAUCGGGCUGUACGACAACGGCGUGCCGCAGGCCGUGCAGAACCCGGCGGCAACUUCACUGGCACUGCCACCGGCACACAAGCACCGGCGGCAAGUCCAUCUACGGCGCCCGCUUCAAUGACAAGAACUUAAAGCGCAAGCACACCGGCUUCAUACAUUCCCCACCGGCUGCGGCGACCGCCCCGUGAUGAUGGGCCCCUCACCAUCGCGGCCUGUAGCAAGCUGGGGAGCAGCAGCUGGCCCUAGUAUAUAUGGGUAGUUAAAUGAUGUUUGUUGCAAAUGAGUUGUGGGGUCGAUAAGCGACGAGCGCUUGGCAUGAGUAUGGAAACGCAGUGGAAGGGAAGCGCUGUCGUUGUCGUAUAGGCGUGUACGGAUUCAUGGCAGUGGGUGCGCAUGUGUGCGUGUUGGCGAUGUGUUUGAGGAUGCGACGUGUGCCUGAUGAGUGAUGACAUGGGGGACACCCCAACCGAACCCUGCUUGGACAUGGGCGUGCCGUACGGCGUAAGAAGCGGAAUUAUGUAUGUGUGAGGCAUUAUACGAUGAUUCGACGACGGGGUCAGCGCCUCAGCAGCUUUUUGGGCUGAGCCCCCCCAGCGAAGCGUUCCAGGGGGGGGGGCGAAGCCCCCCAGGAACAUAGCGUCGGCAAAACAUAGCAUACUGGCGCAAACCGCGACUGCUACGUAUUAGUAUUUGUUAAUGCCUAUUGCAUGUAAAUAGGUGGCAGGGAAAAUUCGGGCGGCGCGAGAAGUGCCUUCGCGGUCCAUGGACAAUUGACUUUCGCGAGGUCGCGAGGAAAGCAUCCGGUGCCCGCUGAUAUGCAGUCUCUAAGGCAAAAUAUGUUGGCGGCAAGCAAAGCGGGGAAGUAUAUCGAAAGUUCUGAG